ACUCUGUACUACAAGGACCCCAACGUAAACGCGAACAGACAUGAAGACGAAGAAGCAUCGGCGGUCCAGGUCUAGGGAAAGAAAUAAGAGUAGAGAUGAUAGAUCACGAUCUCCAGAGAAUAAAACGAAAGAAAGAACCCGGUAUGUAGAAAGUUCUAGAAGAAGAGCUCGGUCAGAGAGCAGCGGGUCGAGAAGCAGCGGUGGUUCCAGGGAGCGGAGACACAGAUCUGCUGCCCGCUCGAGCGACUCCGACAGCGGCAGCCGGGAGAGAAACCGUUCGCGCGGAGAAUCAAGAGACAGAGACAACAGUGACAGAGGCAGGAGGAGACGGAGAAGCGCUGAGCGUAGGAGCAGGAGCUCCAGCAGAGAGGGACGGCGAGAUCGAGACCAAGAGAGGAGGAGAAGCAGAGGGAGGGAAAGUAGGAGCAAGGAAAGAGAGAGGAACAGGAGGAGGAAUGAUCGAGAUGGCAGCAAGGAGAGACGGCAGAGGACGAGGUCAUGCUCGGGUUCGUCCGUGUCCUCUGCGUCUUCUGCUUCUGAGCAGGGUGACAAAAAUGAUAAACAAGCCGCACAGUCAGUCAAAGACGAGCGUAAGAAGCAGAAGGAGAUGAUGAAGGCUUUGGAGACGCCAGAAGAGAAGAGAGCUCGUCGACUGGCUAAGAAAGAGGCCAAAGAGAGGAAGAAGCGCGAGAAAAUGGGCUGGAGCGAAGAGUACAUGGGGUACACGAACGCAGACAACCCGUUUGGAGACAAUAACCUGCUGGGCACCUUCAAAUGGCAGAAGGCUCUUGAGCUGAAGGGAAUAGGGCACUUGGGUGAAAAGGACCUGAAGGAACGGAACAAGCUCAUCCAGGAGGAGAAUCGGAGGGAGCUGCAGAAGGUGAAGCAGUUGCGUCUGGAGCGUGAACGGGAGAAGGCCAUGCGUGAGCAGGAGUUGGAGAUGCUGCAGAGAGAGAAGGAGGCUGAGCAUUUUAAAACCUGGGCAGAGCAAGAAGACAACUUUCAUUUGCAUCAGGCCAAGCUCAGGUCUAAGAUCCGCAUCCGAGACGGCCGAGCCAAGCCCAUCGACCUGCUGGCCAAAUACAUCAGCGCUGAGGAUGAUGACUUGUCUGUAGAGAUGCACGAACCGUACACUUUCCUGAACGGCCUCACUGUCACAGACAUGGACGACCUGCUGGAGGAUAUCAAGGUGUAUAUGGAGUUGGAGCAGGGAAAGAAUGUAGAUUUUUGGAGGGACAUGACAAUUAUAACGGAGGACGAGAUCAACAAACUGCGUAAACUGGAAGCUUCAGGGAAAGGACCAGGUGACCGUCGUGAGGGCAUCAACACUUCAGUGAGUACAGAUGUGCAGUCUGUGUUUAAAGGUAAAACGUACAGACAGCUGCAGGCAUUGAACAUGAACAUAGAGAGUAAGAUCCAGGCCGGCGGCUCAAACUUGGACAUCGGCUACUGGGAGAGCUUGCUGCAGCAGGUGCGCGUCUACAUGGCAAGAGCAAGACUGAGGGAGCGGCAUCAGGAUGUCCUCAGACAGAAGCUCUAUAAGCUGAAGCAGGAGCAGGGGGUGGAAAGUGAGCCGCUCUUUCCCAUCAUCAAAGAGGAAGAACCUGAUAAUCCAGUUACAAAUGAGGAGGAGCCUUCUAGAUCAUCCCCCUCACAGAAUGCUGCCGAGCCAGCAGAGGCGAGAAAAGAGAAGGAUGACGAAAAGCCAGGGCCGAGCUCCAGAGCAUCUGGCGAGAAGGAGGGAGAAGGAGAGGGAGACAAGGAGGGAGAGAAAAGUGAAGAAGUGGAGGCCGUGCUGACAGAGGAGGAUCUGAUACAGCAGAGCCAGGCCGAGUACGACUCGGGCCGUUACAGUCCAGUGCUCCUGCAGUCCUCCGAGCUCCCGCUCGAUGCGCACGUCAUGGACGUAGAGGAAGACCUUCAACGCCUGCAACUCGCUCGCAGACAGAUGCAGGUCACAGGUGACGCCAGCGAGAGCGCAGAGGACGCGUUUGUGCGUCGUGCGAAAGAAGGCAUGGGGGGUGAUGAGGCACAGUUCAGCGUCGAGAUGCCGCUGACCGGGAAAAUGUACAUGUGGGCCGACAAGUACCGUCCACGCAAGCCUCGCUUCUUCAACCGUGUGCACACAGGCUUCGAGUGGAACAAGUACAAUCAGACUCACUAUGACUUCGACAACCCGCCACCCAAAAUCGUCCAGGGUUACAAGUUCAAUAUCUUCUACCCCGACCUGAUCGACAAGCGCUCCACACCGCAGUACUUCCUCGAGCCCAGUCUGGACAACAAGGACUUUGGGAUCCUGCGUUUUCAUGCCGGGCCGCCCUACGAGGACAUCGCCUUUAAGAUCGUCAACCGUGAAUGGGAGUACUCGCAUCGCCAUGGCUUCCGCUGCCAGUUCGCCAACGGCAUCUUCCAGCUGUGGUUUCAUUUCAAGCGCUAUCGCUACAGGAGAUGAGGGGCUGAGGGUCAAUUUUAUAUUUAUCUUCUAAUGUCAAUGGUUUAAAGGUAAAACUGUAAAUGUCAAUCGCUUUUUAUGCCUUCACUAAUGAGAGAUUUCAUCCCAUGUUUGAUUAGUCUCUGCUAGAAUUGGACACCCUUGUAUCAUUUACCAACAGUUUGUUGUGUUCAUUUAAGAAUGCGCACACUAUUGGUAGGUUUCUUGCCUGCCAUGUGGAAGGCACGGGUUCAAUUCCCAGUCAAUGCUCCAAUCCCAGCCACUGGAUGCAAUGCCGGUCCCAAGCCCAGAUAAAAUGGCAAUGUUGCAUCCGAAAUGGCAUCCGGCGUAAAACCUCUCCCAAGCCUGUGCGGAUCAGAUGGUCCGCUGUGGCGACCCCUAGUGGGGACCAGCAGAAACACCAACAACAAAAACGACGGUGUUCUCAUCCGCAGUCAAUUCCAGAAUAUAUUUUAAUAGUGUAUUAUAUGUUAACGGUCUGAAAAAUAAAGUUCAUAAAUAACA
This is a messenger RNA of Clarias gariepinus (North African catfish), 2956 nucleotides long. It is a transcript of the gene cactin, whose product is annotated as cactin. Gene Ontology annotation, cellular component: spliceosomal complex; cytoplasm. The transcript is spliced from 10 exons. The record is from RefSeq and is a predicted model, not a curated record. The coding region runs from base 41 to 2452 and encodes 803 amino acids. Gene Ontology annotation, biological process: mRNA cis splicing, via spliceosome; negative regulation of innate immune response. NCBI's taxonomy places the organism in Eukaryota, Metazoa, Chordata, Actinopteri, Siluriformes, Clariidae. Gene Ontology annotation, molecular function: protein binding.